Messenger RNA from Anisakis simplex (herring worm), 1377 nucleotides. NCBI's taxonomy places the organism in Eukaryota, Metazoa, Nematoda, Chromadorea, Rhabditida, Anisakidae. The record is from the annotation of a GenBank genome assembly.
AUGAGUAUCGUAAAUGUUGAACGACCACUGUCUUGGGUGUGGCGUGAUGAUGAAACGGUCAAUUGUCGUUGCCUAUGGAAUGGUUGCAGUACUAUAUUUUGUUCGUUAGAAGAGUUGAUCCCUCAUUUCGAUCAGCAUAUCAUUGUGUUAUCAGCAAGUCUUUAUUCCCUGUCAUCAUCACCAUCGUUUAUUUGCCCGAUUCUUGAAUGUGAACUGAUCCUGCAAUCUAUGGUUGAUCUGAAACGUCACCUCAACAUGCAUAAAUUUCAUGCACAUCGACAGUUUGUCGGUUUGAAAACUAUUAUGCAGCGACCCGAUUGGUCACAUUUAACGUCUUGCGGAUUCGCGCCAUCCACUCCAACACGUAUUGUUUAUGAGGGUGUUCCGAUGCGAUGUGAAUGGGGAUGGUUGUUGAUGUCAUGUUUUAUGAGAUUGCAGAUGUUAUUUGAAGACAUAUUGCAAUAUGCCGAGCAUGUGAAGCUUCAUGUAGAUUUGCUUGGCACCGAAGAUCGUGACCAACGUAAUUUAUUGAGAUGCCAUUGGAGAGAAUGCACGGUUGGCUUUAAAAAUAAAGCGAAUCUGCGUGUUCACGUUCGUCAUCAUUCGGGCGACAAGGCGACCGCAUGUCCGUUUUGUGGCGCAUUUUUUGCGAGCAAUUCGAAACUUUUUCAUCAUCUUUUGCGAAAAUCAUAUCCCAAUGGAUCAUCAGAGUCGAUCAUUGUUUCAAGUGCACUGUCGUGCUCCGAAACACAAGUGAUGCCGUCGACUGCUGAAGAACAUGGUGCCGGGCGAAUAGCGCCGACAAAUGGCUUGGUGUGUAUAUUGUGUCAGAAGCGAUACGAGUGCGAUCGUUUGCUACGAGAGCACUGCCGUCGACACAUAAUGAAGCAUAAGUGCGAUUUCUGUUCGGUGGUCGUCGACAGUCCGUCUGCGCUCCAUCGACACAUCUUUUCGGUUCAUGCCAAGCAGCGCAAUUAUCAGUGUUUGCACUGUCCCAAAAGAUUUGCACAAAAAGGUGAUCUACAACGUCAUCAAGCGAUUCACAGUGACCGAUUGGAAUUCGCUUGUGAAAUAUGUGACGAAAAAUUUCGCUGGCGUAAGCAACUCGUAAUACAUGCACGUAAGCAUGAUAAGGAUUACAAGCAACAUACACAUUUAUGUCAUUUAUGUAAUGCAAAGUAUGCGAACGGUUAUGGUUUGAGCCGACAUCUAGUGAAGAAACACAAUUGUCCGAUACCGGAUGGCUUUACGCGGUUUCAGUAUAAAAAGUGUGCUGAUGGAUUUGCACGCUUGCAAACGAAGCGUUGUCUGAGUAAGGCUCUAGCAACCAAACUCGGCCUUCCGCAUGAAGAUACCGCCUAUGUGACCGUUGUUUAA